This is a messenger RNA of Bombus pascuorum, 4772 nucleotides long. RefSeq names its product fibrillin-1-like. The transcript has 11 exons. The record is from RefSeq and is a predicted model, not a curated record. Bases 88 to 4704 code for a protein of 1538 amino acids. NCBI's taxonomy places the organism in Eukaryota, Metazoa, Arthropoda, Insecta, Hymenoptera, Apidae.
UGACCCCGAAACGUUAUCAGAGGAGAUGUAAUCCUGCGCAUCGAGAAAAUAAGAAACCAGUAAUCCAUUGGUGCUCGCGCAUUCAACAUGUACAAAACGUUGUUCGUCUGUUCGGUUCUUUGGACGUUGUUGGUAUCUGACACCUUGGCGAUCGAAGGUGUCAAGGGCCGUCACGUUUACCACGAUCGACCGAAUCCUGUCUUGAACAGCACCGUGCAGGCUGGACUUUGCUACAAGAGGAUACGUUACGCGGAUGCGUUGGCAUUGAACGCCACGGGUCAGUUCCCUCACAAUACACUUCCUUCGACGCCGCAAGAAGGCACGAAAGGUGGAUGGAUCACGAUUCUGGAUUGUUGCGACGGCUACGAACGUAGCACCACUUCCGGCGAUUGCACUCCUCGCUGCAUCGAUGGAUGUUUAGGUGGAGAAUGCACUGGACCAAACGUAUGCACCUGUUCUCCAGGCUGGAUGGCACAGAAGGGCGUGUGCGUGCCCUCUUGCGAACAACCAUGCCAAAAGGACGCCUAUUGCUUCUCGCCGAACGUGUGCACUUGUAAAUUGGGCUACGAAGAAGAAAACGGUAACUGCAAGCCCAUCUGUCCCGGUGGCUGUAAAAAUGGCGAGUGCGUGGCACCUCGAGUAUGCAGAUGCAGAGAAGGAUACGUGAUUCAACCCUCGCCCGAAGGUUUCGCCGGAAUCGAGGGCAAGGAGUGCGUACCCGUUUGCGAAAAUGGUUGUCGCAACGGGGAAUGCACCGGUCCUGGAGUGUGCACUUGUCACGAAGGGUACGUUAAUCCUUCGGGUGAUACGGAAUCCUGUGUGCCUAGCUGUCCUUCCGGUUGCUCCAAUGGCGAAUGCAUCGCGCCCAAUGUCUGUAAAUGUAAACCAGGCUUUACGCUCGAUUCCACCAACAGAUGCGUUCCGGAGUGUCCUCAAGGCUGCAUCAACGGAGAAUGCAUCGCGCCCAGUGUCUGUAGAUGUCGGUCAGGCUUUACUCUCGAUUCCACCAACAGAUGCGUUCCAGACUGCCCUCAGGGUUGCACCAAUGGCGAAUGCGUAUCUCCAGGUGUCUGUAAAUGUACACCAGGCUUCACCCUCGACGCAACCAACAAAUGCGUUCCAGAGUGUGUUCAAGGCUGCGCGAAUGGCGAAUGCGUAGCUCCUGGAGUCUGUAAAUGUAGAUCAGGCUUUACCCUCGACUCCUCCAACAAAUGCGUUCCGGAGUGUGUUCAAGGUUGCAUCAAUGGCGAAUGUGUAGCCCCUGGAAUCUGUAAUUGUAUUCCAGGUUACGUUCUAGAUGGCAAUAGGAACUGCGUCCCAGAUUGUCCACAGGGCUGUGCGAAUGGCGUAUGCGUUACACCAGGCGUUUGCAAGUGUAACCUUGGCUAUGCCCACGACUCCAACGGCAGAUGCGUCAACGCGCAAUCCGAGUCGAAAGUCUCCGAUUGUCAGUUCGACUGCGGUCCAAACGCCAGGUGCGUAGGUCCCAACAGAUGCUCGUGCAACCUAGGAUACCGCUUGGACCCAGAUACCAGGAGAUGCAUUCCGUUGUCCAAUUCCUUCGAAUGCAGAAACGGUUGUGGCAUCAACGGCUUUUGCGCCGGUCCUGACAUGUGCAUCUGCAACUACGGAAUGCCCGUCGAUCCUGUCACCGGAAGGUGUCCCGACCCACAGCCCCAUCAGCCAAUCCAGUCACAAUGCCAACCCGACUGCGGACCAAACGGUAGUUGCGUUGGUCCCAAUCGUUGCGUCUGCAACUUUGGAUACGUAGUCGAUCCCGACACUGGAAGAUGCAUUCCUCAAAGGGGAACCACGGGAGAGGCUAUGUGCGAACUGCCGUGCAUCAACGGAGAUUGCACCGGCUUUAAUCAGUGCACGUGCAGACGCGGCUACACCUUGAGUCCUUCCGACUUCACUCGGACAAGAUGCGUGCCGGUAUGCAUGGGUGGAUGCCACAAUGGCGUUUGCACGGCGCCAAACAUGUGCAUCUGCAAUCCUGGUUACAGGAAAGAAGCUGGCGUCAAGGGCAGGCAGAGAUGCGUCCCCGUUAGAACGCGUCAGAACGAGACAAAUCUCAAAAUGACAUUUCUUUACGUCGUACUUCUCGCUAUUUUUCUCCCAGUAAGCGAAGUCGAGCCGUAUCUACAGGUUAUAAGCAAAUCACGUUGCGACAAAGUGGUCAGUUUCAGAGCGACACGAAACGUCUCGUACAGGGAGAGUUAUCGAGUCAACAAAUGGGCAAUUUUUUACGAAACAAGAUACCGAUGGAAAUACAGAAAAGAGUAUUACACCGACUAUCGCACUGAGAAAAUGUGCUGCCCUACGUAUGAAAUGCGAUACGACGUAUGCUACCCUGUCUGCCAUCCCGAGUGCACGAAUGGCUAUUGCGUCGAGAGUAUGUACGGUGUCGAUCACUUUUGUCAGUGUUACAUAGACUACGUUUUGUCUACAACAAACGAUCAUGUUUGCGAACCACUUUGUCCCAACUGUGAAAAUGGAAAAUGCACGACUCCGUACGAGUGCCAGUGCAAUCCCGGAUACCAAAUGCAGGGUACUAAUAACUGCCAGCCGAUCUGCAGUAAGCAGUGCGUAAAUGGCUUCUGUGGAGCACCGGAAACUUGCACUUGUAACAAAGGUUACAAGUUACUGGAUAAUUCGACGCACACCUGCGAGCCAGUCUGCGAGAAAAUUUGCGUGAACGGCAAGUGUACGGGGCCUGAUACCUGCACUUGUCACGAUGGCUACGUACAAACAGACAAGAACUCCAAACACCUGUGCGUGCCAUUUUGCGAAAUUCCUUGCGCACCGUACGGAGAGUGCACUGCUCCUAACGUCUGCACUUGCGUCGAAGGCUAUCGAUUCGAUAAUAGGAGUUACAUAAAGAAUACGGAAUUCUUCGCCAAUAAAUCGGCCUGUACACCUAUCUGCGAGCAGACCUGCGUAAACGGAUACUGCAGUGCGCCAAACGAAUGUACCUGUCUUUCUGGUUACGCAAAAUCAAAAACUAAGUGGAACGUUUGCGAGCCUGUCUGCGAAGAAGGUUGCGUGAAUGGGUACUGUAGUUAUCCAGAUACGUGCAAAUGUAACGCAGGCUAUAAACCUAGCACGAAGAAUCAUUGCGUACCUAUCUGCGAAAAGCCUUGCGAACACGGAUACUGUAUCGGCCACAACAAAUGUGCUUGCACAGACGGCUACCAUCUAACCGCGGACGACCCCUUCGUCUGCGAACCGACGUGCGAAGAGGAAUGCCAUUUUGGAACUUGCGUUAGACCCAACGAAUGCGCUUGCAACGACGGAUACUCGAAGAAAAACCAGACCGUGUGCGAGCCUGUCUGUACAGAGUCUUGUAUCAACGGGUACUGCGGUGCUCCUGGGGUAUGCGCUUGCGAUUCUGGCUACAAAUUCUCUCGCAAUUCUAGUACCAUCUGCGAACCUGUCUGCGACCACUUGUGCUUCAACGGAUUCUGCAGCGAACCCAACAAAUGCGAGUGUCUAGCAGGAUACCGGCAACUGGAAAAUAACUUCGAUGCUUGUGGACCGAUCUGCGAGGAAGACUGUGUCAACGGAUAUUGCACUCGUCCGAACGAGUGCACGUGCGAACCAGGCUAUCGAUCCUCGGAGAAUAAUUCAAACGUUUGCGAACCUGUUUGCACGCAACCUUGCGAGAAUGGAUUCUGCAGCGCACCGGAAAAAUGCAAUUGCAAGGAAGGUUACAGUCUAUCGUGGGACAGUCCGAACGUUUGCGAACCCGUAUGCACGGUAUCGUGCGGUGUUAAUGGGGUCUGCGUUGCACCAGACAGCUGCAAAUGCAAAGAGGGUUACGAACCGGUGGUCAACGAGACUGCGUUUACCUGUGAACCUGUUUGCGACUUUGACUGCGGAAACGGUACCUGCGCAUCUCCGAACGAGUGCAUUUGCCACGCGGGUUACGCGAAAGACGCAGAAGAUCAAUGUCAGCCAUUCUGCGAAUUUUGCAACAACGGAACCUGCGUGCAACCUGAAGUCUGCGAAUGUGACGAAGGUUUCCUUCUAAUGGAAAGCGAAAAUCGAAGCGUUUGCGAACCGUACUGCGAGAACUGCCUCGAUGGAGUAUGCGUGGCACCCGGUGAUUGUCGAUGCAACGCUGGUUUUGUGAAAACAGAUGCCGAUAAUUCGAACGACGGUAACGAGUGUGUCAGCGCGUGUCAGAAUAAUUGCAGCGACCAUGGAGUUUGCGAUGUCAAUAACAGAAACUGCCACUGUUAUUACGGAUGGGAUGGGACAGACUGUGGGGAAACACGAUUUUGUAUCGCGACGACGAACCACACGGACGAACGCUUAAACGCAUCGUACAUCGAGUACGAUGUAAACAACACGAUCGCUUUCGUAGUUGAAAAUAGUCCAAUGUGCCACCACGAUUGUUUAGACAAAAUCAGUAAUGAGACUUUGUGCCUUGGAAAGUACGAGAACAACACAGAGGAUGAUACGAUCUUCUGUCUGAUCGAUUCCAACUGUUAUCGAGUGUACGCAACACGCACGAAAGGCCCAAGUUACGCAUUGAUAUCUGGAACCGUGGGUGUUACGGUGAUUAUCGGUAGCGCCGCUAUAAUCUACGCGUUGAUACGAAGCUGGAAGAAGAAAUUUUCUCCUGACGCAGAUAAUACGCCAGCAACGUCGACCCAGAGACAAGUCUCUUUAACGCCUGAAGUCGACAGCAGCCUGUAACAGGAAGGCGAACUUUACUCGUCGUUUCACCUGUUUGUUAAGCUGUUAAAUCGAUGCAUCUGAAAUAU